This is a messenger RNA of Thlaspi arvense, 577 nucleotides long. The record is from the annotation of a GenBank genome assembly. Lineage: Eukaryota; Viridiplantae; Streptophyta; Magnoliopsida; Brassicales; Brassicaceae.
GAUAACUUUGAACAGGUACUGGAUGAGGCUCCAAACAUUCAAAUGGGUGGAAGCUCAAUUGAUGAUGAUUGGGAAUUUGCUUCCCCUUCCAAUGGUGUUCAGAACAAUGGGAAUGGCAAAAGUGCAACAGGCAACAGCAUCCUCGGAAGAAAAGCAUUUAAGUCAAGGGCUAGCUCAGCUGGUGUCACAAAGUACUUGUGAGCUGCAGAAAACUGUAUUGAAAGAUGGACAGAUUCUUAAUGUUGUGGACACUCCUGAAAUUCUUCCUUUUUUCUUCUUCUUAUCCUUCUUCUUCUUUAGGGUGACGGGAAAAGUGAGAAACUGUGAAGUUGAUGAUUAUUUGAUUUUUCUGCUGAGUCUGAAUUUUAUUGGCAAAGAAAUUGGUCAAAUGCAUCAAUAUGGCCAAGGAUGGUAUCCAUGCGGUUCUUGUAGUUUUCUCAGUCAGGACCCGUUUUUUCAAAAGAAGAAGAGGCUGCCCUUCAUAGCUUGCAAACUUUGUUCGGCAAAAAAAAUUAAUGAUUACAUGAUUGUUGUAUUUACUGGUGGGGAUGAACUUGAAGAAAUGAAGAAGAAACAU